CGGAUGUGUGCUCCCCGCCCAGCGCAGUGAGUCAGCAGGGAGAGUGCUGGGGGCUGCAGGCGCAUGCUGGGACGCUCACUUGUCAUCGUCACAUCUCAGUGCUGCCGGGUGAGGCACCCCCCAGGCUGGGACAGAGAGAGCCAAAGCCUGGAAGAAGCUGCCCCCUGCACGGAGCUAUGCGGGACUGGUGCUAACGCUGACUUGGGAUCAGGGCUGGAAACCUCCAGUGGCUCCUGUGCAUGUUGGACAUGCCUGCCCCUUCCUUCCUUUCUUGGGGAUCUGCAGCUACCCAGGAAGGCUCCUGUUCAUCUCGUAAGAGCAGGAAAACUGCAACAGUGCCCAGGUGCCUACGGGCAGUGACCCUGAACACCACACAUGGGUCCCUUCCCAUGGAACGGACCCACUGAAGUUCUGCAGGGAAGAGCUGGUGAAGUGAAGGAUGCUGCACCGGAGGAAGCUGUGGGCUGCUACAGUCCUGUGCAUGAUGCUUGUCCUGUGGCAGGUUCAUCAGUCCUUGUACCCAGGGCAUUCUGCCUCUUCCUGGAGCCUUGGACACAUGCUGUGGCCUCUGUCUGUCUCAGAGGCCAAGCCCUGUGGCUGUGCCAGCUGUAUUGUGGAGCUCAGCAGCUCAGCCUGGUUUAACAAACGGUAUGACUCAGCGAUAAAUCCACUGCUGACGGUGCACACCUCCAAGAUCGCCCCAGACGUUCUGUUGUGGUGGCUGGAGCUGCAGGGCUCUCAGAGCAGUGCCCAGCUCCAGGGAAUAAUCCAGCAAAUGUUUGACAUUCUCCCAUCCCCAACGGUGGACGCUCGCGCCCCCUCCCGCUGCAGGACGUGUGCGGUGGUGGGGAACUCCGGCCGCCUGCGGGGCUCCCGCCACGGGCGAGAGAUCGACUCCCACCAGUGGGUUCUGAGGAUGAACAGGGCGCAGACUGCUGGGUUUGAGGAGGAUGUCGGCACGAGGACAACGCACCGCUUUAUGUACCCAGAGAGUGCUGUGGACCUCCAGCCUGGGGUCCACCUGGUGCUGGUCCCCUUUAAACCUCUGGACCUGAAAUGGGUGACCAGUGCCUUCUCCACGGGGGAGCUGCGCUACACGUACACAAGAGUCAAACAGUUCAUUGAAGCUGACAGAAGCAAGGUGCUAAUCUUGAACCCUGCCUUUCUCAAAUACAUCCAUGACAAGUGGACACAGCACCAUGGGAGGUAUCCAUCCACUGGCUUCACAGCACUGCUCUUUGCCUUGCACACCUGUGAUCAGGUGGCAGUGUUUGGGUACGGUGCAGACAGCUAUGGAAACUGGCACCACUACUGGGAAGAGAACCGUCACCCUGGAGCCUUCCGCAAGACCGGCGUGCACAGCGCUGACUUCGAACUCACCCUCAUCAAGAAACUGGCAGGCGAAGGCAAAAUCUCCUUUUAUAACUAGCUAAGGGGGCUGCUCCAGGGCCUCUUCAGCCUCUGAUACCCUAACGCCAUCCCCCAGACAGGCAGCGCUUCCUCCUGUGGGAGCUCCGCUAUCCACACCCAACCCUACUGGCUCAGAGAGUAGGACUGUUCAGCGUUGCAGCAGAACCAAGUACUCAUCAAAACUAGAUUCUGACCAUGCUGCCCCAUUCCUCUCACUUUUCUUCGCUGAGAGGGGACGCUCUGGAGUGGGGUGUCUGGCUAUCCUAGUAGUCAGCCCCUCCCCACCCCCCCCGUCAUCACUCAGCAAUGGCUUUACUCUCUCAACACCCCGAGAGGUUGGCCAGCUGGGGAACUUGCCCAAAGCCGCCCAGGAAGGCUGCGGCAGAGCAGGGGCGUUGCGGUGUGUGGUGUUGCCCAGUGCACAGCCGCACAUUGCUGCAACUUUUCGGAGCACCUAUGACCUACUGGCUGGUUACUUUGAAUAUGAAUGAGAGAAGAGAAGCUGAAGAGCCGUUCACUGGGGGGCACAAGGUUUUACAGGGAGCCCCAGGGACAGCUGUGUGCACAGUAAGCCACUAAAGGAAGACAUGUGAGGUCUUUACCGAGAGCCAAAACCCCCCUCGGCAUCAGCACUGUGCCACAUAUGGCUGCUGGGUAACAUUUAAGGCAUUUUGUAUUGUGAUAGACCCAGGCCAGUUGGGACCAGCAGAGUAGUAGAAGGGAGAUAUACUGGCCACUGGAUAAGCAGUUUUCUGUUCCCUGAGUGACCAGAGCAGGAGCUGCUCCAGGCUAAUGAGAACACCUGAUUGCAAUUAACCUGCUAAGAGUCAGGUGAGGUUGUUAAGAACCUAACUCUAAUUAAGGCCCCUCUGAUGCUAUAAAAGGGCUCACUCCCCUCAGGCCAGAGGGAGCUGGAGAAGAGGAAGUGUGUGAGGAACUGGGAGCAAGAGGUAUGCAAGAAGCUGAGAGUGAGUAGGCAUACUGCUGGAGGACUGAGAAGUACAAGCAUUAUCAGUCAUCAGGAGGAAGGUCUGGUGGUGAGGACAAAGGAGGUGUUGGGAGAAGGCCAUGGGGAAGUAGCCCAGGGAGUUGUAGCUGUCAUAGAACUGUACCAGGAGGCACUCUAGACAGCUGCAAUCCACAGGACCCUGGACUGGAACUUGGAGUAGAGGUUGUGCCUGGGUUCCCCCCAAACCUCCCAACUCCUGAUCAAACACAGGAGGAAUUGUCCUGACUGUGGCUUCUACCAAAGGGGAAGGUCUCUGGGCUGUUUCCUGAACCACAGGGUAAAUCUGUGAGGUGAGCAAAUCUGCCAAUAAGCGCAGGACCCACCAAGGUAGAGGAGGAACUUUGUCACAGUAUCCAUGCUGGAAAUGAGCAUCUUAAAGCCUUGCAGUGAAAGCAGGUCCCCAGAAGAUGACACCUCAGACAGGUGGGGGAGGGGAGGGUAGACUGUUCCCUGUCUAGUAUUUGGCUGUUGUGUACUGUGUGCCUCACCAAGUGAUGCCUCUUUGCCUACUAAGCCAGAUGCCAAUUAAGGGAUUACAAAAUCUACAAGAAGGAAGUAUCCAGAGUAAAACCAACAACAGGAUGGCUGUGGGGUUGGGGGGGAGCUGCUUAAGGCCAAUGGAUUUUUUGGAUCUAUUGGGCGGUGCAGACACAUGGCUAUGAUCCUUCACCAGAUACGUGUCUCAUGAAGAAGGCUCAGAGCCAGGCCCAGCUCAAUGACACUGGAAGGCCGUUGGGUGAGCAUCGCUCCAUAAGGCAGGAGUGUAAUUAGUUACGUAACGCUAGGGUCCAGCUAGGGCUGUCAAUUAAUUGCAGUUAACUCAAGCGAUUAACACAAAACAAAUUAACUAGAUUAAAACACAAGUUGCGAUAAAUUGCCAUUUGAAUUGCACCAUUAAACUAUAAUAAAAUACCAAUUGAAAUUUAUUAUAAAUAUUUUUGGAUGUUUUUCUACAUUUUCAAAUAUAUUGAUUUCACUUACAAAACAGAAUACAAGUGCAAAGUGCUCACUUUGUUAUUAUUUUUAUUAAAAAUAUUUGCACUGUAAACCAGAUAAGCAAAAGAAACAGUAUUUUUCAGUUCACCUCAUACAAGUUCUGUAGUGAACUCUCUUUAUUGUGAAAGUGCAACUUACAAAUGUAGACUUUUUUUACAUAACUGCACUCACAAAUAAAACAAUGUAAAACUUUAGAGCCGACAAGUCCACUCAGUCCUCCUUCUUGUUCAGCCAAUCACUCAGACAAACAAGUUUGUUUACAUUUAUUCUUAUAUACAAUGUCAGUCGAAAGUGAGAAAAGGUGUUUGCAUGGCAUCGUUAUAGCUGGCAUUGCAAGGUAUUUACGUGCCACAUAUGCUGAACAGUCGACUGGCCCUUCAUGCGUCAACUUGUAGGCCCUAAAGUUUUACAUUGUUUUGUUUUUGAGUAGUUAUGUAAAAAAAUGUAAUUCAACAUUUGUAAGUUGUAUUUGCAUGAUAAAGUGAUUGCACUACAGAACCUGUAUGAGGUGAAUUGAAAAAUACUAUUUAUUUUGUUUCUUUUUACAGGGCAAAUAUUUGUAAUAAUAAUAUAAAGUGAGCACUGUACACUUUGUAUUCUGUGUUAUAGCUGAAAUGAAUAUAAUUGAAAAUGUAGAAAAAUAUCCAAACAUUUAUUAUAUAUAUUUCAAUUGGCAUUCUCUUACCAGUGUGAUUAUAACUGUAAUUGUGACUAGAUCUUUUUAUUCCCACAAUUUAUUUUUUUUUAACUCAGAUGAGAUCUUUAGUUCUAGAUUGCAGGUUGUAAUAAAUGAAGGAUGGAGGGUAGCUCCCUCUUAUGGACACCCAGCUAACCAGUAGCUAAAAUCCCUCUUAGUAGCUGGUCUCUGCUUGCUCUACAUGUAAAGGGUUAAAAAAUCUCUCUGUGAUAUACAGGUCAAAGGAAGUGAGAGGGCACCUGGCCAAAAGAGCCAAUGGAAAAGCUAAAACUUUUAAAAAUGAAAACAAGACAACCCUUUUGUUUGUCUGUUGUUCUCCCGGAGAGAGGUGAACAGGGCAACAUCUAUGCUGUAAGAAGCUUGGGGCCAGGUAUGAAAAAUCCUCAGUAUGACACCUAGAAACUACUCAUUUAAAACCCUAGAUAUGUAAGUAGAACAGGAAAUGUCUAGGAAGACAUGAUUAGGUUUAUCUUUUUAUUUCUUUAUGGCUUGUGGAUUUCUGUGUGCUAACUGCACGUGCUUUUGUUUUGCUUGUAACCUUUAAGAUAGACCUCAAGAAAGUUAUUCUUGAAGCCUAAUCCUUGUAGUUUUUUUUUUAAUCUAACAAAAGCCUAAAUUUCCAGAUGUAUUUUUUUUAAUUAAUACAAUUUACCUUUUUUUUUUCUUUCUCAGGUCUUCCCGGGGGGCGGGGGUGAAAGGGCUUGAGGGUAUCCCACAGGAAGGAAUUCCCAAGUGCGCCUUCCUGGGCUCUCAAAGGGGUUCUGCACUUGGGUGGUGGCAGCAUCUACCAAUCCAAGGUCAGAGAGAAGCUGUAACCUUGGGAGUUUAAUACCAGCCUGGAGUAGCCAGGAUUAAUUCUUAGAAUCCUUGCGGGCUCCACCUUCUGCACAUGGAGUGCCAGAGUGGGGAAUCAGCCUUGACAUGGUGGCAACAGUGGGCUCAUUUUGAACCAGAAGCACAGACCUCAGGAUUUUUAAAGGACACAUUUUUCCUUUUGGCAGCCUGCAAAGCCAGGGAGGGUAUUUUUUCUUUUCUUUUCUGCCUAAGGGGGAACAGGCACACAAAGGGUUCAGCCUUCAAAGCCAGGGAGUCCAGGAAGCAGUUUAUUUUUUUCCCUAGUUUCAUGGCAACGAAAUACCUAGGCUAGAGUAGAGCAGCCCUGUGCAUGAGGUGGCAGUCAGAACAACCCUAGAACAACUCAUUCUCCUGUCAAAGUUAGACUCAGGACUCUCAGUUUGUCAGACCACUCUGUUUUAUUAGCACAGCGCUCUGCUAAUAACACCCAGAUAAUGUGAGCACCAUGCAAGACACAAACUAUCUUAUUUAUACAGAUAAAAGGGCGAGCACUUAACAAGGUAACAAAGGAAGCAGAAUCUGAUAAGUUUACCUGGGCUAGGCAUGCAUAUCUUAUUUCCUUACUAACUAUUACCGAUCUUCUGUUAAUGUUUUGCCAUUAGCAACCUUGUUUAUGCCUAAUGUUUCUUUUCCUGGCACCUGUUUUUCAACAUUUUUUAUUUCUGCUUAAAGAUACAUACAACAUUUCUUUAAUCCAUUCUUAUUUUUACAAUAUAAUUCAUUCUACUUUCACACUCCCAAAGUGACAUGGCAAGGAGAAAACAGACCCAGAUCAAGGCCAGACAUCCAGCUCCAUGACAGAAAUGCAGGCAGGGGAUGGGGGCCCGGCCAUUUCCCAGGAGGGAAGGGUCAGCCCUCCCCAACCCAAGAUCUUGGUGCCAGGAUGGAGGAAUCCCUUUAACCUAGACCAAGUUCCAGCUGCAGAAGUGUGACGUUAUGAGUGUAAUAUACUAUCUCACUGAAAGGUGACAGGGCCAGAAAAAGUUAAUUAACUCACAGACUGACAUGACCCAUGGUCGAACUUUAAAGACUUGUUAGGAAGAUAUGUAAAUAAAUAGAGCUUUGAAACGCAGCCUGCAUUGUUAGAGAUAGAAGGGUAGAUGUUUGCUUAGGUCUUGUGCUAUUACUAUGGCUUUUAUUCAAAGAUUUAAAAAAAAAGUAUCAAUAUUUUGGAAGACACUUGAGUGAAAUAGUAUUGUUGUCUAUAUGUCUCUUUGAAGGUUGUGGUAACCUGUAUCUGAACUGUUUAAUGGAUACAUUACCCUGUGCUAAUUGUCAUAAUGUUUGGGAGAAGGAAAGUUAAGCCUAUUGUUUUCUCAGGCCAAAAGGCUGCUGGAAAUGUAUAAAAACCCUGGGACACGAUCCGUCAUCAUCUCAGAUCUGCUUUGGCUUUCAAGAAGGGGAAACCUAAGCCAUAAGAAUUGAGAUCCCCUGAAUAUGGACUAUAAGCUAUGAACUAUUUCUAAAAGGACUUUUGGCAAUUACAAACUCAUCUCUGCUAUGUAUCUGAACCUCAGUAAUUGAUUUCAGGUCUGUAUGUAUAUUGAUCUUUUAACCAACACUCUCUCUCUCUUUCCUUUUUAAAUAAAUUUUAGUUCAGUUAACAAGAA
Molecule: messenger RNA, 6577 nt
Organism: Gopherus flavomarginatus (Mexican gopher tortoise)
Lineage: Eukaryota; Metazoa; Chordata; Testudines; Testudinidae
Product: CMP-N-acetylneuraminate-beta-galactosamide-alpha-2,3-sialyltransferase 2-like
Exons: 7
Coding region: 440-1429 (329 amino acids)
Molecular function (GO): beta-galactoside (CMP) alpha-2,3-sialyltransferase activity
Source: RefSeq, a predicted model, not a curated record